Molecule: messenger RNA, 825 nt
Organism: Podospora anserina S mat+
Lineage: Eukaryota; Fungi; Ascomycota; Sordariomycetes; Sordariales; Podosporaceae
Exons: 3
Coding region: 1-825 (274 amino acids)
Biological process (GO): positive regulation of transcription by RNA polymerase II; mitotic cell cycle
Cellular component (GO): nucleus
Molecular function (GO): RNA polymerase II cis-regulatory region sequence-specific DNA binding; DNA-binding transcription factor activity, RNA polymerase II-specific
Source: RefSeq, a predicted model, not a curated record
AUGAUGCAAACGCGGAACGCCGACCAAUGCGCCAAAAGAUGGCAACACGUGCUCGGGCCGGACCACAGACAUGAUCCCUGGACCCCUGAAGAGGAUAGAAUACUACAGGAAGCAGUUGCGAAAUAUGGCAACAACUGGAAGCAGAUUGGACUGUUGGAUCUGCCAGAUCGCUCAACCCAUGAUAUUAGAAAUCGGGCCCCAUCGAAUGACGACCCUUCCACUUCAACGCAAUAUCUCUCGGACGACAACGCAGACGACAACAGUUCGAGCGGCGAAGAAUCCGACUUGAGCUCUGAUGAUGCCGAAUUAGCCAACUUGAACGAGGACCAACACAUGAUGAUGGAAGUCGACGCCGCCCCGGCCCCACCAACACCCACACUGUCGGAAACCUUGGCAGAUGCGUCCAUCUUUUCCAACUGGGAAAUGGCCAGCCCGGCAACAAUGUUGACGCAGGUGCGGCCGCUGGAUGCAGACUCCCAUCCGUGGCUUUGGUUCUCGACUGAAUCAAGCUCCUCGGGACAAACUCCCGAUCAGCACCUCUCGCCGGAAAACCUGAGCCUGGCGUUUGAGAGUGGCCAGGACAUGGGUCACUUGAUGGGUGGCGCGGAGAUUCAAGUUGCUCCACAAAUUUCCCAAAACGAGAACCCUCAGAGUGCUGCUCCAGCAACGCAGCAGCCACCCCAACAAGACUACCGAGGACAGGCUGAAGCACCUGGAAGUGUCACUGUUCUCCUGAGGCAAGCUGACUCGCAGCUCGCACAGCAGGUUAUUGGCAAUCUGUUAAACCUCAAUGCAGACGUGGUAAUCCGUCUGCUCAAAGACUGA